AUGAGGGCGGCGGGCGGUGUAGGAGCCCCCGGCCCUGACGUCUCCUGUCUUGGUUUAGAGAUCAGCAGCCUACAGAAGGACAUCUUGGUCUUACCGCUGGAUUUGACCGACAGGAGCACCCACGAAGCCGCGACCAGACGCGUUCUCCAGGAAUUCGGGAAGGGAUUUGUCCACAGUGUCGGAGCUGAACUUUCGGAGUACCCGGGAAUUACAGUCUCCACUGUACGCCCAGGACCGGUGCAGUCCGAUAUUGUAAAACACGUCUUCAGUGAGGAGCUCUCAAAGCCACUCAUUAACCUGGUGGCCCAGGGCUUAAAGAUGCCCACCGCCCGCUGCGUCCGGUUGAUUCUGGUCAGCAUUGCCACACCUGAAGUCUGGAUUUCCCAACACCCUUUCCUGGCCAUCCGCUACUCCUGGCGGUACACGCCCACUUGGGGCUGGUGGCCGCUGAACUGGCUCGGCAACCGGAGAAUUCAGAACUUCCAGAAUGGAGAGGUAAGGCUGCGGUAACGUCAUCUUAUCGCGGCGUCGGCU
This is a messenger RNA of Ornithorhynchus anatinus (platypus), 534 nucleotides long. It is a transcript of the gene DHRS7, whose product is annotated as dehydrogenase/reductase 7. The record is from RefSeq and is a predicted model, not a curated record. NCBI's taxonomy places the organism in Eukaryota, Metazoa, Chordata, Mammalia, Monotremata, Ornithorhynchidae.